Messenger RNA from Glycine soja, 861 nucleotides. RefSeq lists its product as uncharacterized. NCBI's taxonomy places the organism in Eukaryota, Viridiplantae, Streptophyta, Magnoliopsida, Fabales, Fabaceae. The transcript has a single exon. The record is from RefSeq and is a predicted model, not a curated record. Bases 1 to 861 code for a protein of 286 amino acids.
AUGGCAACGACGAACGGAAACUUUCCGGCGAACUUUCCGAUUCUUGAUGGGAGAAAUUAUGAUCAGUGGAGUAUGAAGAUGAAGGCGAUCCUCGAUUAUCAAGAUGUGUGGGAUCUGGUGGUGAACGGACUUGAUCCGUUGCCGGUGAAUCCAACCGCUGCGCAACAAGCGAUAUAUAGAGAUGCGAAGAAGAAGGAUUGCAAAGGUUUGUGCAUUCUGCAUCAGUGUGUGAAUCAAGCAAUUUUUGAGAAAAUUGCGAGAUCGGAGACGAGCAAAGCGGCGUGGGAUGUUCUCGCGAGCUCCUACGCCGGUGAUCAGAAAUUGAAGAAAGUACGGCUUCAAACUCUAAGGCGAGAGUAUGAAUUGCUAGGCAUGGAAGAGAGUGAGACAAUUGCUACCUAUUUCACUCGUGUUCAAACCAUGACAAAUCAAAUGCAAUCGUGUGGUGAAACUCUGUCUGAUGAGAAGAUUGUUGAGAAGAUAUUACGAUCGGUGCAUUCGCGAUUUGAUCAUGUCACGAUAGCGAUUGAAGAAUCGAAGGAUCUAUCAACGCUAAAAUUGGAGGAGCUUCAAGGAUCACUUGAAGCACAUGAACAACGAAUGAAUGAGAGGAAGUCUGUGAAGCCUAGCACUGAACACGCACUUAUGGCAAAAAGUGGAAACAGAAGUCGUGACAGUCAAGGAGGACGUGGCAGAAGUAGAAACAAUUACAGAGGAGGAAAAGACAGAGGUAACAAUUGUAACUCAAACUCUGGUAGAGGAAACUCUAGUAAUAAUUACAAUAGUGAACAAAAGAACAAUAGCAGUGAAAAUUAUAGAAGAAGAGGUGGAAGAGGUGGUAGAGGAAGAGGUGGAAGAUGA